GACAGAGAGAGAGAGAGAGAGAGGUGUGAGAGAGACGAGAAAUGGCUUUUGCUUGUUUCUUUGCUCAGUAACUCCCAAAAGGCCUUUAAUAAAACCAUCCCAAAUUUGUCAGUACAUAUUGGCCGUUUCACGACCAAAUUACGCAAAAAGCAAAGCAAAACGUAACUGCUUUUGCUUCUUCCUACUUCCCAACUUUCCCGGUCAGUUUUCAACUUUUGCAUUUUCUUUUAGGGUCUCCAAUAAUGUCCUCCUCCGAUCUCUACGUCGUCAACGACUCCUUCUACCACCACUUCACCACCUCAGAAAUGGCGGACCUGCAGUUCUUCUCCGAGCCAUUGUCUCCCUUCUCGGACAUUGACCUCCUCCAACUCCAAGCAAUCUCCGACCAGCAAAACCAUCAAAACGCAACUGACCAUAACUCUCCAUCUCUCCUCUCUUCUUCUCCCCCAAGUUACCAGCUCGAAACUCUAAGCCUUUACCAGCAAACCCAGUUUCACCAAACCGAACAAAAUUGUCCAAAUUUGCCAAUUGGGUGGCCGAAUUUAUCUCUUUUUGAUGCUCAGGAGGUUAAAACUGAAGAAUUUCAUCAAGCUCUUGAGCCUCCUAGCUAUGGCGGGGCGGAGAAUGUCGCAAAGUUUAUUCAGAGGAGCUACAGCAGCAACUGCUUUGAUGGAAAUAAUAACAAGCCUGGUUUUUACUUCCAGCCGAGCUUUGAUUCUCUCAUGGAGUCCCCAAGUUUUCAGAACCAAGCUUUUAGCUUGAGCUCUCAGGAAAGCAGCUUUUUGCCUGGUCAAAUGAGAAGGGUAUCCAGCACUGGUGAUUUGCAAAAUUUGCGAACAAAUCGUGCUCCCAGAGAGAGCUCAGUGAUGGAAGAAGCAGCUGCAAACUUCAAAACGGGGAGGUACAGUGCAGAAGAGAGGAAAGAGAGAAUCUCAAAGUACAGAGCCAAAAGGUCACAGAGAAACUUCAACAAAACAAUUAAGUAUGCAUGUCGAAAAACACUAGCAGACAAACGACCCCGCAUACGUGGCAGAUUUGCACGCAACGACGAGACCGGUGAGAUUCUCAAAGCUGCAUGUUCAAGUACCAGAGAAGAAGACGUAGAUGAGCUCCGGGUUGAAGGGUUCAAUGUAGAAAAGGAAGAGAUGAAUGCAACAGUAAGAGGAGGAGGAGGAGGACAGUUUAUGAGCAAUUUUGGAGCUGCUCAGUUUCAGCACUAUGGAUUUUGAGUUUUGAUAAGUUGAGCAAACAACAAAAGGUGGUUUUGGGGAGGGUGGUUGGGGGGGUCUUUUCUAGAAUAUUUACGUUUAGACCACAACGUGACCAAAAAGUCUUUUUGUAUUAAAGCAAAAGAAGAAUCAAAGAGUUUCUUUUGCUCUUCUUUUUUCUAUUUAGUGAAAUAAAACACCUUUUGGUAAGCUUAACGUUGCAGUUGGGUUUUGGUAGGUGGUAGAAUAUUUAGGUUCGAAUCAUUGAUAACUCCUCUGUAUAUGCGUGGUAAUGCAUAAUAUAAUCUAAUUUUUUA
Pyrus x bretschneideri (Chinese white pear) is the source of this 1525-nucleotide messenger RNA. RefSeq lists its product as uncharacterized. The record is from RefSeq and is a predicted model, not a curated record. Lineage: Eukaryota; Viridiplantae; Streptophyta; Magnoliopsida; Rosales; Rosaceae. Gene Ontology annotation, biological process: regulation of flower development. The transcript has 4 exons. Bases 243 to 1229 code for a protein of 328 amino acids. Gene Ontology annotation, cellular component: nucleus. Gene Ontology annotation, molecular function: protein binding.